Messenger RNA from Apus apus (common swift), 1766 nucleotides. Its product is annotated as probable glutamate receptor. Gene Ontology annotation, molecular function: transmitter-gated monoatomic ion channel activity involved in regulation of postsynaptic membrane potential; AMPA glutamate receptor activity. The record is from RefSeq and is a predicted model, not a curated record. Bases 293 to 1756 code for a protein of 487 amino acids. Gene Ontology annotation, biological process: monoatomic ion transport; synaptic transmission, glutamatergic; modulation of chemical synaptic transmission. Lineage: Eukaryota; Metazoa; Chordata; Aves; Apodiformes; Apodidae. Gene Ontology annotation, cellular component: postsynaptic membrane; AMPA glutamate receptor complex; dendritic spine. The transcript is spliced from 13 exons.
GUGUCCCAGCAGUUCCAUUGUGCCUGCUGAUCGAGCUGCUGCUGGUCCCAGUCAGACUGACGGCCCUGGGAGAGGCUGAAGGAAUUGCUCACUGCCUCCAGGAGUCUGCCUCAGGAGUGAUGCUGUCUUUGUUUACAUUUGGAGAAACUGAAAACCUGCUGAGGAGUGAGAACUGAUUCUGGAAAAGUGAUGCAAGCACCUGCUCUGAUUAGCUUUUUUUGAAGGAGGCCACUUGAAAUAAAGAUCAUUCUGUGCAGGAAGUUUCCAUUAGACGGUAGAUAUUUCUGCUCCCAUGGACCAAGGUCUUGGCUUCAUGUUCUGUGUGAUUACAGCCUUGCUGUUCCUGAGAGAAUCAAGCCAGACAGGAGCCAGAAGGACUGGUGAUGCUGUGGGGAAGAACAUUGACUCAAGGGGACCAGAAGAGGGUCUUCCAACUUUGACUGUCACAACAAUCCCGGAGGAUCCUUAUGUCAUGGUGAGGAAUGCAGAGCUGGAGGGGUACUGCAUUGACCUGCUGAAAGCACUUUCUGGGAUGCUCCACUUCAGCUACAGGGUGAAGGUGGUGGGUGACGGGAAGUACGGAGCCGUCUCUGCCAGCGGGAACUGGACAGGGAUGAUUGGAGAGAUUCUGAGAAAGGAAGCAGACAUUGCAGUGGCUCCACUGACAGUCACAUCAGAAAGGGAAGAGGUGGUUUCCUUCACCACACCAUUCCUGCAGACUGGGAUUGGGAUCUUGCUUCGAAAAGACACCAUUUCUCAGGAGCUGUCCUUCUUCCACUUCCUGGCUCCUUUCAGUAAGGAGAUCUGGACUGGCCUUUUAUUUGCUUAUGUGCUGACGUGCUUCUGCCUCUUUCUUGUUGCCAGACUGAGCCCCUGUGAAUGGAAUGAGCCAAAGAAUGAAGAGAACCACUUUACCUUCUUAAAUAGCCUCUGGUUUGGAGCAGGAGCACUUGCCCUGCAAGGUGUCACGCCCCAGCCCAAGGCGCUCUCCGUGCGAGUCAUCGCUGCCAUCUGGUGGCUCUUCACCAUCGCCCUGCUGGCCGCCUACAUCGCCAACUUCACAGCCCUGCUGAGCUCGGGCACUGAGCAGCUCCCCAUCCAGACCUUUGAAGAUCUUGUGAAGCAAAGAAAGAUCGAGUUUGGCACCCUGGAGGGCUCCUCUACGUUCUACUACUUCAAGAACUCCAAGAAUCCCAUCCAUCAGAUGAUCUAUGAGUACAUGGACAAGAGACGAGACCACGUGUUGGUCAAGACCUACCAGGAAGCGGUUCAGCGCGUGAUGGAGUCAGACUAUGCCUUCAUUGGGGAGUCCAUCUCUCAGGACCUGGCAGCUGCCAGACACUGCAACCUGAUCAGGGCCCCUGAAGUCAUCGGAGCCAGAGGAUUUGGCAUUGCUGCCACCCAGGCAUCCCCGUGGAUCAAGCAGCUCUCUGUCGCUAUCCUCAAGCUGCGGGAAUCGGGUGACCUGGACUACCUGCGUAACAAGUGGUGGGAGAGCAGCUGCCUGCACAGGAGCAGGGACCGCUGGAGCCCCCUGCAGCCCCAGGCGCUGGGCGGGCUCUUCCUCACUCUGGCCAUCGGCCUGGCCCUGGGGGUGAUUGCAGCUCUGGUGGAGCUCUCCAGCAAGAGCAGACACGCUGCUGCACAUGCAAAGAAAUCUUGUUGCUCUGUGUUCACAGAAGAAAUGUGCACUCGUCUGCGUAUAAAAGAAAACACAAGACAGAGCCAGGAGACUUCAGGGAGGGCCAAUCCUUAAGAAUUUUUUU